This is a messenger RNA of Tachysurus vachellii, 13543 nucleotides long. It is a transcript of the gene dchs1a, whose product is annotated as dachsous cadherin-related 1a. Gene Ontology annotation, molecular function: calcium ion binding. Gene Ontology annotation, biological process: homophilic cell-cell adhesion. Bases 335 to 10186 code for a protein of 3283 amino acids. Gene Ontology annotation, cellular component: plasma membrane; cell-cell junction. The record is from RefSeq and is a predicted model, not a curated record. Lineage: Eukaryota; Metazoa; Chordata; Actinopteri; Siluriformes; Bagridae. The transcript is spliced from 21 exons.
AGUUGGAUGCUGGAGAGGUUUGUAACCAGGCACAGUUUCACUGGGAAAUCCGUUUAGAAAGCGGCUCAGAUCUUCACACACACUGACAACAGGAAACUCAACAACACACACACACACACACACACACACACACACACAGACCUGUAAUGUUUUUCACACACACCCACGAGGACCAGAUCUGGAGAUGGAUAUAAUUUAAGAGGAUACUGUCUCAGCAUCGUUUUUUUGCUUUUUCUUUCUAAGUAAGAGAAGACUUUUUGGUGCACAGUUUUGGGGAAAAAUCAGCCUCAGUGCAAAUCAAGAGCAGAUGAGUGUUUGUUAAGAAACAGCUAAAAUGAAGAAAGUGCUGAGAAGAGAGGGAAGCACAAUAAUGGACCAAAUUUAUCAACACAGGACAUGGAAUAGUAGGCUGCUUGUGCUUCUCUGUGUCGCUCUUGAAAUCUUCACGGCUCACUCGUCUAUGGUGCCUGGUACACUGGAGCUCCAGCUAGAUGAAGAGCAACCGGCAGGUACUGUAGUUGGAGAUAUUAGUGCUGGCCUGCCCCCAGGUGUUACAGCAUCUCUUUACUUCAUCUCAGAUCAUGAGGGAACGGGUGUUGGUACGGACUUGGACAUUGACGAGAGCACGGGCAUCAUAAGGACAGCAAAGGUCUUGGACCGAGAAGUACGAGACCGCUACAAUUUUAUAGCAGUAACCAUGACUGCUGUCACGGUGGAGGUAACCAUUUUAGUCAAUGACAUCAACGAUCACGCUCCAGUGUUUCCCAGAAAACGGGCCUCCUUCAAAAUCCCGGAACAGACUGCAAUAGGAACUAAAUUUCCCCUUGAUCCUGCCUUGGAUGCAGAUAAGGACCAGCUGACAACUCAAGGUUAUAUUGUAACAGAUGGAAAUGUGGGGCAGGCUUUUCUUCUUGAAACACGAAGAGGCUCCAAUCAAGUACUUUAUCUGGAUUUGGUAGUCAAUGCCAUUUUAGACAGGGAGAAAAGGUCAUCCUAUACACUCCUUUUGGAGGCAUUUGAUGGAGGAUCUCCUAAGAAGACUGGUCAGAUGAUUCUGGAUGUGACCGUGCAGGACAUCAAUGACAAUGCCCCAGUUUUUAAUCAGAGCAGGUAUCAUGCCAUGAUCUCUGAGAACCUGCAGCCAGGCAACAAUAUACUGCAAGUGUUUGCGUCUGAUGUUGACGAAGGUAACAACGGCCUGGUGUUUUAUGAAAUCAACAGACGACAGAGUGACCCUGAUCGCUACUUUGUCAUUAACUCCCAGACUGGAGUGAUAACUCUGAACAAGCCAUUGGACUAUGAGAUGAGAAAGGUUCAUGAGCUGGUCGUUCAGGCAAGGGACAAUGCGACACAACCUGAGGUCACCAAUGCCUUUGUGACCAUACAUGUGCGGGACUAUAAUGACAAUCAGCCCACCAUGACCAUCAUCUUCCUUAGUGAAGAUGGCUCACCACGCAUAUCCGAAGGCGCACAGCCUGGCCAGUAUGUAGCGCGGAUCUCUGUUACAGACCCUGAUUAUGGGGAGUACUCUAACGUCAAUGUGUCUUUGGAGGGUGGAGAUGGAAAAUUUGCUCUGACCACUAAAGAUAAUAUUAUCUACCUCAUAUGUGUAGAUGAAAUCCUGGAUCGUGAAGAGCGGGACCGCUAUGAACUAAGAGUCAUGGCUACAGACUCUGGAACCCCUCCUUUGCGAGCUGAGUCUUCAUUUACCAUCCAGGUUACCGAUGUCAAUGACAACCCACCUUUAUUUGACCAACAAGAAUACACCCAGGUAAUCCCAGAAGUAAUCUUUCCAGGGAGCUUUGUGCUACAGGUCACAGCACGAGACAAAGACCAGGGUCCGAAUGGAGAUGUCCACUAUAGUAUCAUGCAAAAUCUUGAGAGUCAUUCUGACUGGUUUAGCAUUGAUGCAGUCACUGGCAUCAUUACUACGCUCACUCAGCUGGAUUAUGAGACAGACCCUACACCUAGUUUGAUCAUUGUAGCUAUGGACAGGGGUAGACCUCCUCUGUCCUCCACUGCUGUAGUCAAAGUUAUCCUUCAGGAUAUUAAUGACAAUGAGCCUGUUUUUGGAAGCAAGUUCUACAACGCAUCUCUUAAGGAGAACCUUGCAUCAGGGACAUGUUUCUUAGAGGUAAAAGCCAAGGAUGCUGAUGGUGGCUCAUUUGGCUCUGUGUUCUAUUCUCUGGGCUCUGGACCUGGCAGCAUAGCCCCCCCUCAAUUCACCAUUAACAAGGAAAGUGGACAAAUCUGCACCAGUGCAAGUCUGGACCGGGACCAGGGCCCUGCCAGCUACGACUUUGCCGUCACAGCCGUGGACGGGGGUGGCCUGAGCUCUGUUGCCUAUGUUCACGUUGACCUGGUGGACAUUAACGACAACUGGCCGACCUUUUACCCCUUGCAUUAUGCUGUGAGUCUAAGUACUCAGAGUAGUCCUGGCACCUCUGUCAUCCGGGUCACAGCCCAUGACCCUGACGCAGGAGAGAAUGGCAGGGUGACGUACCGUACAGCACCCGGUGGAAGCUCGCCCUUCUUCACGCUGAAUAAAGACACCGGAGUGAUAUCACUAUCACGCUCUCUGCAUGGGAAGGCAAAUACAGUCAUCGCCAUGGUGGUCUCAGCUCAGGACGGGGGUGGCCUCACAGCUCCAGUAAAUGCCAAGGUCAACAUCAGCAUUGUGGCUGGUCUGGUGGCACCUCCUGUGUUUGAGCAGGCUCAGUACUACUUCACAGUAUCUGAAGAUGCCCUGCGUGGGACCCAAGUGGGCACUGUGCGUGCCAGCACCAAAAACGGGGUCUCAAAGGACAUUUCCUACACCAUCUGCUCUGGUGACCCUACUGGGUAUUUCACAGUGGAUCCUGAGACAGGAGUUUUGAGAACGAGUCUGCCUUUAGACCAUGAGCUCCAGCCCAUUGUGGAGCUUGAUGUUCAGGCACAAAGUGGGAACCCACCAGCUUUUGGUCAAACCCGUGUCCAUAUAACAGUAUUAGAUGUCAACGACAAUGCUCCCACCUUCAUCCCAUCAGCAUCUGAAUCUUUGAUUCUUCUUGAUGAUACAAGAAUGGGAACAGUGGUGUACAAGAUUCAGGCUGUGGAUCUUGACUCUGGUGCUAAUGGAGAUUUAACUUUCGAUCUUCACUCCAGUGGUGCUCAGAGAACCUUCAAUGUGGACCGUAGCAGUGGAGAAAUUCGUCUGAUUGGAAGUUUGUCAUAUGAUACGGUGGCACGCUAUGAUUUGCAGGUUCUUGCCAAAGACAUGGGGGCACCACAGCUCAGUGCCACUUUCACCCUGGUGGUGCAUGUGCAGGCUGAGAACAGCCAAGGGCCUGUUUUUGACACCCUCAGCUACCGAGUAGAGUUGAAGGAGGGUACCGCACUCAACACCCGUUUUCUCCAGGUGCGUGCUCUCAAUAGAGAUGGUGGGAUUGCUUCCGGAUCGGGCACCACAGUCCCUCUGGCAUAUCACCUUCAACCAGAUGGAGAUGCAGCAGGCUUUGGCAUUGUUUCAGACAGUGGCUGGCUGUUUGUAAAGAGCGCCCUGGACCGUGAAGUUAAGGAGGUGUACCUUCUCACAGUGCUUGCUACAUCUGGUCAUGGGCAGCUGAAAAAGACAGGUAGUGCCACAGUGCGUAUUUCAGUGACAGAUGAAAAUGACAACUCACCACGCUUUACCCAGGAGAGAGCUUUCCUGGCUGUUAGAGAGAACCUGCCGAUUGGGUCGGGCUUUGGCCGGGUGCCUGCUACAGAUCGAGAUGCCGGGCUCAACAGCCGCCUCAUCUACCGGCUCCUGCACCCAGAUCGUCAUUUUCAGAUCAACUCACACACAGGUGAGAUCAGCACAAGGUUAGCGCUGGAUCGAGAACACCAGUCCAGCUACCAGUUAGUGGUGGUGGUACAGGAUAGUGGAACUCCCCCUCGCAGUGCCACUGGGACAGCCUUUAUCACAGUGCUGGAUGAAAAUGACAAUGCUCCCUUCUUCACACGCAGAGAUCUGCUCAUGCAGGUUUUGGAAGGACAGCCAUCAGGAGUUUUACUGGGCACCAUCACUGCCAAAGACCCAGAUGAGGGAGAAAAUGGCACCGUUUUCUACUCGCUGUCAGGUCUCAGGGCUGAACGCUUCUCUCUGCACCCCAUCACGGGAGAGCUGCACUCAUCCUCCCCUCUUAGCCAUGCCGAGAGGCCUGAAUAUACGUUCAGCGUCAUGGCCACAGAUCGCGGCUCACCUCCUCGCAGCGCCACAGCUACUCUGAGAAUACAGGUUCUCAGUUCUAAUAAAGGGACCUCCUCUUCCAACCUGGUCUCCAUUUCAUUGAACCCAGUAGAAGGGGCAAAGCCAGGUUCAGUCAUAGGUUCUGUGCGAAAUCCGGACGCUCGGUCACUCCCUGAAUCGGGUCAGGUCACCUACACAAUAGUGGGUGGUACGGAUCAGGACGGCACCUUUGUAAUAGAUCGCCAAACCGGGGAUGUGUAUCUGGCCUGUGAGCUGGACUUUGAGCGUGCACCUCACUACACGCUUCAAAUUGAAGUAGAUGAUUUCUCCACCACGCUUCCCAGGAGCCAUUUUGUCACUUUGGAGAUUAACGUGCAGGACAGUAACGAUCAUUCGCCCCAGUUUCCUGAAGAUCCGGUCACCAUUGUGAUGCCUGAGAACCUGGAGCCUGGAUCUUCUAUCUACACUUUCCAGGCUGCUGACAAGGACGGGAGCGGCCCAAACAGUGAACUGAGCUAUUCUGUUAUUCAGCAGUGGCCCAGCAAACCAGACCUUCUGCUGCUGGACCGCAGCACAGGCAUUCUGACCCUGGGUCAGUCUCUGGAUCAUGAGAACAUCUCAUCACUUCUCUUGGUAGUCCAAGCCACCGAUUCAGCUGAUGAUGUGAAUCAGCGACGUCAUGGUAAAGUCACAGCUCGGAUCUUUAUUACAGAUGUCAAUGACAACGCCCCUGUGUUUACCUCACCGGCAGUGGUCAGCGUAAUGGAAGACCAGCCGGUGGGAUUUGUCCUGCUAUACAUUAUGGCUCAGGAUCCAGAUCAGGGUGAGAACGGUCGUGUUUCCUAUCGCAUACAGGAUGGAAAUGCUGAGGGCAAGUUCAGCGUCAACCCCAAUACAGGGUCUCUUUCUAUCCUGAAGCUCAUUAACCGUGAGGAGCAAGUUCAGUUUAAUCUGACCUUAGUAGCUGAGGAUCAUGGUGUCCCCCGGCUGUCCAGUACUCAGCAGCUGACGGUGCAGGUGAUUGAUGUGAAUGACGAAAUGCCUGUAUUUGAAGAAAGCGUAUAUGAGGCCUUCAUCACAGAAAACCAGCCGGCAGGAGCCACUGUGUUGGUUGUCUCGGCUUCGGAUUUGGACCAAGGGAGCAAUGGCAUAGUGACAUACGGAGGACUGAGAGAUGAUGUUUUCAUAAUCCAUCCAGUGACAGGUGUUAUCUCAACCACCAGAUCCCUAGACAGGGAAACCAAAGAGGACUACACUGUGACAGUUUAUGCCAAAGACGGCGGUUUUCCGUCAAACUUUGCCAAGGCCACAGUGCGUAUCACAGUGCUGGAUGAGAAUGACAACAGGCCUGCUUUUGGCAGAGUGUAUUAUAAUCUUGAAGUGCCAGAAAACCAGGAGCCGGUGACUCUGUUCACUCUGAGAGCAACUGACCUGGACUCAGGAGACAGUGGGCUCAUACAGUAUAAAAUCACAGAUGGGGACCCUUUAAGUGACUUUCACUUGGACAAGAAAUCUGGUACACUGUCCACAUCCAGAGCUUUGGACAGAGAGAAGCAAGCCCGCUACACCCUGACUGUGGAGGCUCGAGACCUAGGCACUCCUUCCCUGAGCAACACUGCCACUUUGGACAUCAGCAUCCUGGACCUCAAUGACAACAGUCCUGUUUUCACCAGUAGCAGCUACAUGGUGGAGAUUGAUGAAGAUGCCCCAGAAGGCACUUUCGUUCUUGAGGUGACUGCCAUUGACAAGGAUGAAGGCUCCAAUGGCCAGGUAGUCUACUUCUUGAGUCAAGAGUCCAGGGGUAUGUUUAUUGUGGACCAGCACAACGGUCGUAUCGUCACAGCUGCAGAACUUGACAGGGAGAAGGUUGCAUCCUACAGCUUCCAGGUGUUUGCUGUGGAUUCCUCUGCUAGCAAUCCUCGCAAUUCAUCAGCUCACGUGACUAUUCACAUCCUUGAUGUGAACGACAAUACACCCUUUUUCAUCACAGAUCCACUCAUCAUAAAUGUGUCCAGCAGUAGCUUUGGUAGUCAUCGCGUGCUGGCCACCAUGAGAGCUGAGGACAAGGAUUUCGGGGCUAAUGGUUCUGUUUUCUAUCGUUUUGCCAACCCUGUAAAAGGCUUCACCAUUAACUCAUUGACAGGAGACAUUCAGCCCACUGAGAGACUUCAUGGCCUUACUCAAAACCAGAGGACACUCAUAGUCCAGGCCAUGGACCAAGGCAGCCCUCCACAGUCCUCACUGGGAGUGGUGGUGGUCUACAUCCGUGAACAGAGUUACAAUGGAAUCCGCUUUAGUCGCAACUCCAGGGAUGUCAGCCUACAAGAAAAUGCAGCCAAAGGUACUGCUGUGGUGCAGAUUCAAGCCCAGUAUCCUGAUGGCUCCCGGAGUGGAAUUACAUAUAGCAUUUUUAGUGGUAAUAAGUUACAGUCGUUCAGCAUCAGCUCCAUUACAGGUGAAAUAUGGGUGGAGAGCUCCAGAGGGCUGGAUUUUGAGGAGACCCCUCGACUUCGCUUAGUGAUCAAGGCUGAAACUGCAUCCUCCAGUUCCUUCAUGGCAGUUAACCUCAUCCUGCAGGAUGUUAAUGACAACCUGCCACGCUUUCAGCUCCACAAUUACAUUGCUUAUGUUAGGGAAGCCCAGGGUUAUGAUUACCCCAUCAUUCAGGUUCUGGCAGACGACCUUGACCAAGGUCAGAAUGGACAGGUGACCUACUCCAUCAGGUCAUCGUCCAUGAGCGGACUGUUCAAGAUUGACCCUCUCACAGGAAGCAUCUCAACAGCUGCCAUCAUGGACAGAGAAAUUUGGACACAGACUAAGCUUGUCAUCACAGCCACUGACAGGGGCAGCCCUCGAUUAGCAGGCUCUGCCACUCUCACUGUUAUCAUAGUGGAUCAGAACGACAACCGGCCCACUAUUCCAAUUCCUCGUGAAGUGCGAGUUCCUGAGAACACACUGAUUGGGACAGUGAUCACCCAAGUGACCGGGAAUGAUGUGGACACUGGUCCGGCCCUGUCUUAUACACUGCACCUGGACACAAAUUCCCUGGGGAAGUUUGGAAUACAUCGCUAUGGAGGAGGGCUCUCUCUUACUGGCCAGCUCGACUAUGAAGAAAGGACUUGGUAUACUGUGACUGUCCGAACAUCCGAUUCUGUGCACCAGAGUGAGGCCAACUUGACAGUACUUGUGGAGGAUGUGAAUGAUAAUGCUCCAGUCUUCACACAGGACCUUUACCAGGUGACACUUGCUGAGCAUUCUCCUUCCGGUAGUUCUGUUAUUACUGUGACUGCCACUGACCAAGAUUCUGGAGAGAAUGGCAAGGUCACAUAUAGAGUUGUGUCAACAAGAGACCUAUUCUACAUUGACCCAAAUAAUGGCACCCUCUUCAUCAAACAGAGCACUGAGUUUGAUUCCGAGCGUCCAUCCUUUCUGGUAGUAAUCGAAGCUUGUGAUGGUGGUAAUCCGUCACUGACUGGUCUUACCACAGUGCAAGUCCAUAUGUCAGAUAUCAAUGAUAAUACCCCCGUGUUCCACCAAACUGAAUACAGAGCAGCUGUAUCAGAGGACGAGCCACCUGGAUCCACCAUCCUCACACUAGAGGCUGUGGAUGGAGAUUUGUCUAGGGACAACUGUGGAUUUGACUUUGCCAUUGCCAGUGGAAACAUUGGCAAUGCCUUUCAAGUUGAAAGUAGCGUACGCUUUCUAGAGGGCCGUGGAUUUCAGAUAUUUGGAACUUUAGUCUUAGCUGACAGGCUUGAUUUUGAAGAUGUGAACACCUAUAAUCUCACUAUUGUUGCCUCAGACCGUGGCAUUCCCCAACGAAGCUCAAGUGUCCCUGUCGUAAUCACAGUAAUGGAUACUAAUGACAAUCCACCAGCCUUCAGCAGGGCAGAAUACAGCAUUGUUCUAAGCGAAGGUGCUGAGACUGGAAAAGAUAUACUUCAGAUAUCUGCUUUAGACCCGGACUCCACACCUAAUGGAGACGUGCACUACUCGAUCAUAUCUGGAGAUGAAAGUGAGCUCUUCUCAUUAGACCAGUGGACUGGUGCUCUCCGUUUGCGGAGGUCUUUAGACAACGAGCAAGAGCCAUCUCACAUACUUAUUGUGCAAGCCUCAGAUGGACAUGGUCACUUUGCUCUUGCUCCUGUUACUAUAGAGAUUAAGGACAUCAAUGAUAAUCGACCUUUCUUUCCCCUUAAAACAGUGACAGCAAGUAUUAGAGAGAAUCAGCCUCAGAACACCCUUGUCACAAUCCUGCAUGCUAUUGAUCAUGAUGCAGGGGCAUUCGGUCAGCUGAAAUAUUACAUAAUGGAUAAAUCAGGAAAUGGAAGAGAGUCGUUUAUGGUUAACCAGACCUCUGGUGAGAUUCGAACUCGUUUCAGUUUUGAUUUUGAGAAGAUGAACACAUUUUACUUUGUUGCUGUAGCAAUGGAUGCAGGAAACUACUCUGCAACUGCUACGGUUCAGGUGUACGUGACUGGAGAAGAUGAGUAUGACCCUGUAUUUACCAGUUCAAAUGUGGACUUUCACGUCCCUGAAGGAGCAAAGAAGGGACAGAGCAUCGGCCAUGUGGUUGCCAAAGAUGAGGAUGGGGGUGUAGAUGGUAUUGUCCUAUACAGUCUAGCAGAAUCCUCUCCCUACUUUGAGGUCAAUAUCUCAACAGGAGUGAUUUCCCUCAAGAUGGAUGCUUAUGCCCGCCAUGUCAGCCGAUCUAAAAGGGAGACCCGGCAAGUGACACUAGAUGUGAUAGCACAUAGCCCAUUGGAGAGUUCCCGUGUAGCCAAUGCAAAGGUUUUCAUUGAUGUCACUCAUACAUCCUUUGGUUUAACUACAGACAUGAACAUUCUAUUAGCUAGUGUCAUUGCUGCAUCCUUGGCAGCUAUAGUGGUGUUAAUAAUAAUUGCUGUGGUGCUCUACUUCCUGCGAUAUAGAAGGAAGAAAUACCAAGAGAAUCAAGCUAGAAUGCUGACCCCUGGUACAGUACUAGAUACUCUUGAUGAACCCAAAGUCCAUGGAAGUGAAAAGCUUUAUCACCAAGCUCUACCUGGAUAUUCUGAAGACCAGAGUGCAGCUGGAGGACCAUACACUCGAGGAGGGUCUUUGGAUCCUUCUCACUCUAGUGGUAGAGGCUCAGCUGAGGCAGAAGCAGCAGAGGAUGACGAGAUCCGCAUGAUUAAUGAGUAUCCACGUGUUUCUAGUAUUUCGUCUUCCAUGCAGGAGCAUAUAUCUGCCCGUGGACCAGAUUCUGGUAUCCAACAAGAUGCUGAUCAGCUCUCAGAUAUCUCUGGUGAGCCAGGAAUGGACAUAAAUCAGUGGCUUAAAGGAAAAAAGAUGGGAAGCUUGAGUGGAAGUCUUUUGUCAGGCCAUACUGCAGUGUAUCGAGAUGAUGGUGGGGGAUAUCUUGGGGUAGGAAGAGGACUUAACAUCUCUCAGUCAAAAGACUACACAUUCCCUGAGGAUGGGAAACCCAUAGUGGAUGGUUCUCUCACAGCAAUAGUGGCUAGUGAUGAGGAACUGAGAGGCAGCUACAACUGGGACUACCUCCUUAACUGGUGCCCUCAGUUCCAGCCACUGGCCAAUGUAUUUACAGAAAUUGCUCGGUUAAAGGAUGAGAAUGCCCCAGUUAACCCACGCCGCCCUUUUCAACCCAAAGCAAAAGCAGACCCCAAGCCUCGAAUUGACCCCCCUCCUCUUAUCACAUCAGUAGCUCAUCCUGGGGCUAAAACUGUCAUUCCAAAACCUGCUGUUGGACGAACUCUUCCCCAUGUGUCCACUUUAAAAAGAUCACCGAUCAGCCAUGAUGGCUCAGUCUCUUCAGUAGCCAUGUCACCCAGUUUUUCACCCUCCCUAUCCCCACUUGCAGCCCGUUCUCCGGCCAUUUCACCAUAUGGCGUUUCCCACGGCCCAUCUGCCACAAUUAUUAGUACAAAUGAACACUCUGUAGAGCACAGUGAGGAGACUGAGCUUAGGAUUUAACCUUUUCAAGUUUUCUACUGUUCGUACAGCAUCCUACUUGACUCAGGACCCUGUACAUGACAAUUCUCCAGCAUGGUGAUAAUGUCAUGUGAAAUGUCAUGUUGCCUCACUGGCUGGCCAGAGAGUUGAGGGUGCAGUGUUUAAUUACCAUGAUGGACGCAGACAGUGACUUAUAAAAAUGCUCUCUCCAGGAAACAUAACUAGAUAGCAACAGACAUGUGCUAUCUCCUGCAUUUGCACAUUUUACACGGGAGCUAAUUUUGAUGUUAAUGUUUUUAAAAGUAAGACUUUUUUGUAUGAUAUAUUUUUGUACUGAUAUUUGUGUUUUUCUGGACUAGAAAAUGGCAUUCAUUAAUACCGUUUUCUGAUUAAACUGUUAUACUUUUGAAUUUGUAUAUAUGUGAGCGUAAUAAUAAGUAACAAGAUUUUGUUUUAGUUUCCCAAGUGUUCUAUCAGUGUUAAAAUGAUGUUCUUACUUUUUCUUUGAUAUUAUGAACAACUUUUUUUUUUUAGUCCUUUUUCAGUAUUUAUAAAGGAGCAAAUUUUUUACAGGUUGACCAGACAUAAGACUAUGAAGCAUUUAGUGACUUAUGCUGCUCUCCUUCUACACUAUGGGCAUACAUAGCUAACCCCACUAAGAAUGAAUAAAUUAGAAAUAACGAGCAGUUUUAUCCUGACACAUAAGCACUCUCACCUUAUGGUUUGACCAUUUUAUUAGCAAGAACAGCAGUAUUCAGUACAAUUAUUAAGUGAGAAGACUUUCCAGAUUUGUUUGUUUGUUUGUCAGUACUGUAGUUAUUGUCCUAACUUUUUUUGUAAAAUAGAUUGGACAACAAAGGCCAGAGUAAAGUGAACCAUCUAUAUCAUAUCUGCCUUACUCUGAUAGACUUUUUCCAAAUAAAGAUUCUGAUUCUACAUACAAUUUAGCAGGAAAAAAGCCAUCUCACGUUCUAUUCAAUACACCCAUUUUUCUCAUGGCAGCUUGUGGCAGCACUUGAUUUUUUUUUUUUAAACACUUUUUUGUACCUGUAAUAAUGUGCAUUGCUGGAACUGGAAAUCUGCUUGGCAUUUUGGCAUUUUGCUUCUCAAUUAUAAUUUGCUGCUGAAGGCAGUUUGGCAGUAAGUUCUAAGGAGAAUUGUAACAGUAAGAUCUUUCUGAAGAAACUAAUUGAAUGUGCAUCUGAACAACAUUACGGUACAGCACUGAGGUACAGAAUUUGCAUCAGCUUUACAAAUCUAUACUACAGGCCAAAAAAAAGAAUAAAAAUAUAAUUUCAUUGGCAUCAUUUUAUAAUGCUGAUAAAACUUAAGAUGGUUUUGACGAAAUUGCUACAGUUAUUUUGGCUAAAUGAAAAAAAAGGCACCAGAAAUGUCCUAUCUAGUUUCAAGAUUUUCUUGAUUCGGCAUUAAAAAGCUUUAUAUAUAAAAGUAACUAUUGCCAAUAUAUUUAAUUGUUGGCUGUUAAAAAUGUUAGUCUAUUUUUGGCCUGUAAUAUACAUGAAAUAUUCUAAAGACUUUAUAUCAUUUUCGUUUCUUCUUGUCUUACAAAUUUUCCAGGCCUUUCUUUUUUUUCGUACUGUUUACCAGAAUCAAAGCUUUAUCCGUGUUUACUUACGGUUGCAUUCGAAGGAAUAGAAAAUGCUGCUUUAGCUGGAAAGGUAACAUCAUGCAAUUAAAAAAAAUAUUGAAUGUACUCUAUUUUGGAGAGAGUUAAACGAUGCCUUGUUAAGAGUGUUAAUGAUGUGUUUAGAACACAUGGCUGUGCCUUUCAUUCACAUGGGAAUAAACUACAGCUAGAUUUCAGGUAACACUUUAUUUUAAAGACCACAUACAAGGAUUUAAUUAAGGAUUAGUUAAACUCAAAUUAGACUUUUGUAAUAUUGUUAUUCAAUAUUUAUGAACCUCCUGGUGGCCUAGCGGCAGGAUCCCCAUUCUGUCAUUGUUCGAUUCCCUGGCAGGAUGCUAACCCAGCCACUGAAGAGUUAACUCUCAGUGCCUUAACUCCCAACCUUGGAUAAAAAUGGGAGGGUUGCACCAGGAAGGGCAUCCAGUGUAAAACCUGCACCAAACCUAAUAUGCGAACCACGUUUCCACUUUGGCCACCACAAACAGGGAGCAGCCAAAAGAAAAAGAAAAAUAUGUAUAAAUAAAUACACGUAUAACAAUGUAAAAAUUGAAAUGUAUAAAAAUAUUUACAUAUAUCUUUAUACCUGUAUUAAGAUAUAUGUAAAGAUGACUGAAAAUUUUAUUAUUCAUUGCAAUAAAUGGCAAUAACGCUUGAAAUCUUUGUUAUACAAGCUACUAAUUGUAAUUCAUUUAUUAGUUUAAUUCUUUCUUAUUAGGUGUUAAGGUUCAAGAUGGAGCUAAUAAAAGAAUUAGCAGAAUUAGGGACAAUAAAAGGAGAUUCUCAUGCCCAGAAGAUUGUAUAAGUUUAAUUCAGUGUUUACUGUGCAUUAGCACAAGUAAUAGUGUAAUUAUUAGUCACUUUUUUUCAUAGCAAAUCUCUACCUGAAGCAAAGAGUUCUUAGUUAAGACUAAUCUAUAACGAAUAAACCACCGCACCCUAGGUUUGAUUCUCGGGCAGAUAACUGACCCAGCUACAGAGGGGUUAACUCUUUGUGCCAGUCCCAGGCCCAGAUAAAAUAGGAGUGUUGAGUCAGGAAGGUCAUCGUAAAUAAACGAAAUAAAAAUAAAUAAAAAUAUGCAGUCCGGAUAAUCCGCUGUGGUGACCCUAAAAAGGGAGCGGCCAAAGGGCAAUAACACGAUAAAUCUGUCUAAUUUGAGCUUAAUUUAAAAAAGUAAGUGUUCAUUUUUAUAAAGUGAUACCACAUUUACCACAGAAUUAUUUUAAGGCUGUAUUCUGUCCAUUUCAUUUUGUUUGUAUUUCUGUACUUUUCUUUUUUUCUUUUUUUUUUCCAUGAAGGUUUUGCAAGGUUUUACAUGUAUAUUUUUUUAAUUGCAUUUUAAUAUGAUCAAGUUGUAACAUUUCCACAAAAUUGCUAUUUCUUUUAUCAUCUCCCAGUCGCACUGUGCCUAAUAAUUGCUAGCUGCUCAUUGUAGUAAACUUGAUUUCCCCCAAAUAAUAGAGUUAGGCAGUUUUGUGAGCAGUAUUACACUAUCACUAUUACAGUCUGGUGAUUUUCUUUUGUGUGUGUGUGCAUGUGUGUGUGUGUGAGUUUGUAGUAUAAUUACUUUUUCUUUCUCUCUGCCAUUGCUGCUUUUAUUUAGGUGUCUUAUAGAUAGCUAAUCAUGUACUGUUGCAUAAACAAGCAACAUCUGAAUCCAAUUAACUGUGAAAUUCAGGAUGUGCCAUAUCUAUGAUGUCUCUGAGGAAAAAAAUAAAUGUGCAGAUGUUUA